Pseudogymnoascus destructans is the source of this 711-nucleotide messenger RNA. RefSeq lists its product as uncharacterized. The transcript is spliced from 2 exons. The coding region runs from base 1 to 711 and encodes 236 amino acids. Lineage: Eukaryota; Fungi; Ascomycota; Leotiomycetes; Thelebolales; Thelebolaceae. The record is from RefSeq and is a predicted model, not a curated record.
AUGAGAAAGAAUGACCAGCUGCAAGCAGCAUCAAUCUCCCUCCCUCCUCCAUUCUCCCUCUCACCACUCCGCUCCAACCACACUUUCCGAUUAACCUCCCCCAACUACGUCGGCUACAACCCCUCCUUCCAAUGGGCCAACCUUAUCCCAAAGGUGGUCGGCUGGUCCAUCCCCACCGACCUCGACAACGGCUUUAUCGCCCCCUCCGCCUUCUCCAUCUCCGACAUCAUCUGCCACAAAGUUGCCACCCCCGGCCAAGACACCACCGCCAUCACCGCCGGCUCGUCCCUAAUCCUCGAGUGGACCUCCUGGCCCAGCUCCCACCACGAGCCAGGCAUCGACUACCUCGCCCCUUGCAACGGGCCUUGUGCAUUGGUCGAUAAGACGGCACUGCGCUGGUUUAAAAUCGAUGGCGUUGGGCUCCUCUCCGGCAGCAACCCGGGUAACUGGGAGACUGACACUCUCAUCGCAAAUAGCAAUACAUGGAGCGUCAAGAUCCCAGCGGAUAUGGCGCCGGGGGAGUAUGUCCUGCGCCAUGAGAUCAUCGUGUUGCAUGCGGCGGGGCAGGCGGAUGGGGCACAGGAUUACCCCCAGUGUGUGAACCUCAAUAUUAAGGGCAGCGGCACCAAGAAGCCGGCGGGCGUGGCGCUGGUGGGGUCGUAUACCCCGACUGAUCCGGGGAUUCUGUAUAAUCUUUAUACCUCGUUUUAG